AUGCUUCCCAAAAGAUUUCUUCAUCAUUUGCCCAUUGAAUGCUUCCCAAAAGCUUUCUUCAUCAUUUGCCCAUUGAAUGCUUCCCAAAGAUUUCUUCAUCAUUUGCCCAUUGAAUGCUUCCCCAAAAGAUUUCUUCAUCAUUUGCCCAUUGAAUGCUUCCCCAAAGAUUUCUUCAUCAUUUGCCCAUUGAAUGCUUCCAAAAGCUUUCUUCAUCAUUUACCCAUUGAAUGCUCCCCAAAAGCUUUCUUCAUCAUUUGCCCAUUGAAUGCUUCCCAAAGAUUUCUUCAUCAUUUGCCCAUUGAAUGCUUCCCCAAAGAUUUCUUCAUCAUUUGCCCAUUUCUUCAUCAUUGCUUCCCCAAAGAUUUCUUCAUCAUUUGCCCAUUGAAUGCUUCCCCCAAAGAUUUCUUCAUCAUUUGCCCAUUGAAUGCUUCCCCCUCAAAGCCCAUUUCUUCAUCAUUUGCCCAUUGA
Molecule: messenger RNA, 468 nt
Organism: Acanthosepion pharaonis
Lineage: Eukaryota; Metazoa; Mollusca; Cephalopoda; Sepiida; Sepiidae
Source: the annotation of a GenBank genome assembly